This is a messenger RNA of Aspergillus tanneri, 828 nucleotides long. It is a transcript of the gene THG1, whose product is annotated as tRNA guanylyltransferase. Gene Ontology annotation, molecular function: magnesium ion binding; tRNA guanylyltransferase activity. Bases 1 to 828 code for a protein of 275 amino acids. NCBI's taxonomy places the organism in Eukaryota, Fungi, Ascomycota, Eurotiomycetes, Eurotiales, Aspergillaceae. The transcript has 7 exons. The record is from RefSeq and is a predicted model, not a curated record. Gene Ontology annotation, biological process: tRNA modification.
AUGGCAAAUUCUAAAUAUGAAUAUGUGAAAGCAUUCGAACAACCGGACGCGCUGCUCCCCAGUACCUGGAUUGUCGUCCGCAUCGAUGGUAGAGGCUUUCACAAACUCAGUGAUCGCUAUGGCUUCAAGAAGCCCAACGAUCGCCGUGCACUCGACCUGAUGAAUGCGGCGGCGGUGGAAGUCAUGAAAGAGCUUCCGGAUUUGUGUAUUGCCUACGGGGUCAGCGAUGAGUAUAGCAAACUCGUGACAACUAUUGUGUCGACAUUUACGGCCCAUUAUGUAUAUCUAUGGAGCAAGUAUUUUCCCGAUACACCUCUACAGCCACCAUAUCUACCUUCGUUCGAUGGGAGAGCAGUCAUAUAUCCUUCAAUACAGAAUCUGCGGGAUUAUAUGAGCUGGAGGCAGGUGGACUGUCAUAUUAACAAUCUCUAUAAUACGACGUUUUGGACGAUGGUCCAGCAGGGCGGAAUGAGUAACACGGAUGCUGAGAGAGAGUUACAGGGUACUGUCUCUUCAGAUAAGAACGAGAUUCUGUUCAAGAGAUUCGGAAUAAAUUACAAUAACGAAGAGGAGAUCUACAAAAAGGGCAGCGUGCUCUAUCGUCAAUAUCAAUUGGAGGAUACCCGGUCAAGCACAGGGCAUCAAGUGGAAACAGAAGAAGAGACUGCACCAGUGCAGGAACAGAUCUCAAAGUCACAACAAGAAAAGCUUCGCAAACUGCGACAAAAAGCUCAGGUGGUUAUCGACCAUGUCGAUAUCAUCAAAGAUGAAUUCUGGCAACGAAGGCUGUGGAUUCUGUCGGGAAAGCCUGGGAAAUUGCCAGUAUAA